GCUGACCACGUUGACCGAGUUGCAACAUUUCAAAGAAUAACGUGACCAAACCACCCAAUUUAACUCUCCAUGUGAUACUUCUGUUAUCUUCCUCUUACAUAAGUCAAUUAUUUUUUCCAGUGUAAACGCAGAAAAAUAUUAUUCAAGCACCACAAUGAUUUAGUUCAACAGUUUCAGUUAUGAGUGACAAGUAAUUAUUUUUAUUUCAAUAGUCAGACAACUUAAUAUCCGAUUAGAAUCAAGAAAUAGCCUACAUUAGUUACUGGCCCAUGAAACUCCUUAUUUCAUUUCAACCUUUAUUCAUAUACACAUAAUUUUAAUGUUUAUCAGCCAUUUUCCUAGCUCCAAGCUCAAAUCUAUCCUUAAAUUUGCACGUUAUUUUUCCCGCCGCAGCAGCAAACCUUCCAAAUCACCCCAAGUUGUCUAUGCAUGCAACAUCAGGAUAAACACAUUAGCAAGGGAAGGCAAACUCCGACUCGCCCGUAAGGUGUUUGAUGAAAUGUCGCAAAGAGAUGCGGUUUCUUGGAAUUCAAUGAUUACUGCCUAUUGGCAAAAUGGGUAUCUAAAUGAGUCAAAGAAACUCUUUGUAUCAAUGCCUGUGAGGACGGUAGUGUCUUGGAACUCAAUGAUUGCCGGUUGUGUGGAAAAUGAUUGCAUUGAUGAUGCUAAUAUGUAUUUUAGAACUAUGCCUGAAAAGAAUAUUUCGUCCUGGAACGCGAUGAUUUCAGGUUAUGUUAAGUAUGGUAUGGUUGAGGAAGCAUCGAGGUUGUUUGAUGAGAUGCCAAAAAAGAAUGUCAUUUCUUAUACUGCGAUGAUUGAUGGGUAUAUGGAGAAAGGCGUGAUUGGGAAGGCGAGGUUGCUUUUUGAUCGUAUGCCACAAAAGAACGAGGUUUCGUGGACUGUGAUGAUUAGUGGGUAUGUAGAGAACGAGUGUUUCGAUGAGGCAAAGGAGCUGUUUCAAAAGAUGCCAGCUAAGAAUAAGAAUGUUGUUGCAAUGACAGCUAUGAUUGUUGGAUAUUGCAAGGAGGGAAGGGUGGAGGAAGGAAGGAUUUUGUUUGACGGAAUACUAUCUAAAGAUAGCGUUGCUUAUAAUGCCAUGAUUUCAGGUUAUGCACAAAACGGAUGCAGUGAAGAGGCAGUCAAGUUACUGGUCGAGAUGCUUAGGAUGUCUCUUCGACCAGAUCAAUCUUCAUGUGCUUCAGUGCUUUCUGCAUGUGCUGCUCUUGCAUCUCCUCUAGUAGGUAGACAAACUCAUGCAGUUGUUAUUAAACUUGGCGUAGACUCGAAUGUCUCUGUAUGUAAUGCUCUGAUUACUAUGUAUAGCAAAUGUGGCAGCAUAUUUGAGUGUGAGUUGGCUUUUGAACUGAUCACAAAUCCAGACCUUGUUUCGUGGAACACUAUAAUUUCUGCAUUUGCACAGCACGGACUGUACAAGAAAGCAGUUGCAUAUUUGGAGCAAAUGGUUCUCAGAGGAUGUGAACCAGACGGUAUAACAUUCCUCAGCUUAUUAUCUGCUUGUGCCCAUGCGGGGUUGGUUAGUGAGAGCGUUUCUUGGUUUGAUUCAAUGAUGAAAAACUACAAAAUUACUCCGAGGCAUGAGCAUUAUUCUUGUUUAAUUGAUAUACUUGGCCGAGCAGGUCAGCUGGAUAAGGCUUACAACAUUAUCCAAGAGAUGCCGGUUGAAGCUGAUUUAGCUGCUUGGGGUGCCCUUCUUGCUGGCUGUCGUGCUCAUUCCAAUGUAGAAUUGGGGAAGCUUGCUGGAGAGAAAGUCAUGGAAUUAGGCGGUGAUAGUUCAGGACCUUACAUUAUGUUAUCUAAUAUAUAUGCUGAAGCAGGUAUGUGGGGGGAGGUCACGAGAGUGAGAGGCUUGAUGAAAGAACAUGGCAUCAAAAAGCAACCGGCAUAUAGUUGGACAGAGAUUGAAAAUAAGGUGCAUUAUUUUCUGGGAGGGGAUACCUCUCAUCCAAAUAUUCAAGAAAUCCGUACAGCACUCAAGCGGAUGAACUUGCAGAUGAAAUUCCAAGAAAAAGUUCUGGACUUCACCGACUUUUUACUUCCUGGAUGAACUGAAAUGCACGUGUAAUUAACAUGCAUGUCCAGUAAACUUACUAGAUUUGGCAAAUUUUGGACGCUCCGUGAAAAUUCAGGAUCACUACUGCCUGGAAUGCUCAGUAAGCACUGAGUUCUUGUCCAAGCAAGAUGGAACUUUUCCACCAGGAGCACGCCAGAUGCACCAAGGUCCCUGCUUUUGAUACUCUUUGUGAAUGUUCAUCUUUAAAUAGGCUGAAUGGCCAUUCUUAUGCAAUUACCGGGUGACUCAUAAAUGUUGCAGGCGAACAGAGUUUAGACCCCAGAAGCUCAAGGCCGGAGCUUGAAGCCGACGUAUGGGUUUGGUCGAACCCUGCAGCUUUAGUUCAAACCUUGUACUUGUAUGAAGAAAUUCACUGAAUAAGUACAAAAAUUAUAUGUCGAAAUUAGAACCUAGUUUGCUAACACAUGAUGUCGCUAUCCUAGAAUUUAGAACCUGUAAAGUUCAAAUCCUGGUGUCACCUCUGCAUAAGCUGGAAGAUCAUGAAGAGAGAGUGUGAGCUGAUCUCCCAUUUUUCACUGUUUGGUAAUAUUUGCUCUUGUAAGUUACAGAAACAGUGGGAGUAUACGCCAAUGAAUAGAGGAAGGAGGCCACAGUCAUUUGAACAUUACUAUUCAGGUUCAGGUUGAAGUUAAAACUAUUAGAUUGUAACUGUAAUCCUAUGAUACUGUUGUUUGAAAAGAAACUGGAGAUCAUCUUUUUGAAUUUAAAAUUUGCAAUUUGGGUUUCUGGUUUUUUUU
Molecule: messenger RNA, 2829 nt
Organism: Lycium ferocissimum
Lineage: Eukaryota; Viridiplantae; Streptophyta; Magnoliopsida; Solanales; Solanaceae
Product: pentatricopeptide repeat-containing protein At4g02750-like
Exons: 2
Coding region: 320-2065 (581 amino acids)
Biological process (GO): RNA modification
Molecular function (GO): RNA binding; protein binding
Source: RefSeq, a predicted model, not a curated record